Molecule: messenger RNA, 1509 nt
Organism: Meloidogyne enterolobii
Lineage: Eukaryota; Metazoa; Nematoda; Chromadorea; Rhabditida; Meloidogynidae
Source: the annotation of a GenBank genome assembly
UUUUUUCCAUAAAAAUAUGUCAACUGCAUGCGCACAAGUUGGCAUAUUUUAGAAAGGAAAAUCAGAUUAGUAUAUUACUUAUAAAUAAAAAUAAUUUACACAAUUAUGUGUAUAAUUCCAAAUAUUUUUUCGGCAUGCGGACAUAUCGGGAUAUUUUUAUGUACGAACAAUUGCCCUAAUAAUUUUGGGACCUAUGGCCACUGGAUCACAGAUAGUACAUUGCCCUAUUGAAGAAAAGAGUGUUUUCGAACCAACUUAAAACCCUAGAUAACUUAAUCCAAAAAUCCCCCGAUACCGAAGAUCUCCCAAGAACCGCCAACCUUAGUCCGCACACCUUUUUCAAGAUUUCUAAGGUUAGAAAUUAUAUACUUUUCUGAUUUAUCUUACAAUCCCACCCAGAAUUAAAAUCUCUCAUUUGUUCUUAUCCUCUUAAUCUUUUACAACCAUUCUUCUAAGUUUUUUCCAUCCUAAAAAUAAAUAAUUGACGUAGUGUGCCACACAUUAACGAAAAAACAUGUAUAUACUAUAGUUGAGGAUGAUACUGGUCUGACAUGGUUAAAAAAAACUGUGGCACUAAUGGCGCGCGAUGUGUGCUCCUCAUUUUCUUUUUGAAGAUAAAAAAAUUCUAUACUUUUUUUAUGUAAAAGCAAAAGGACCAUUAAUAGAGCCAAAGCUGACUUUAAUACUUUCUCUCAUUAAAAAAAUUUUUUAUGGUAUUAUUGACUAAUGGGCUUUGAAUAAAAAAAUAUUUUUAGGAUAAAAAAAUUUUUCUAAUAAUUCACUUAAAAUAAUUAAUUUUUUUUUUAUUUUUUAGAAGCAAGUUUUAAAGAAAAAAUGUUUUAUGCGUGCCUUUCAAUUCUUUUACUAUUAUUAAUUUCAUUGGCUUGUGUUUGUUUGUCUAUAAUUGAUCUGGAAACUUAUAAUUUUGGUCUUUAUAUUGUUUUGCUUUGCAUUGUUGGUACAAUGCUUGCAUGUGCUUUAUGUGUGGCUAACCCAAAUGCAUGCCCAAAUCCUGGAUGGUACUCCAAUUUUUGUUUAAUGCUUCAAGAAAUGUAUCCAAGUCCAGAAGAUUCAGUUAAAGCAGCCAUCGCUUCACCUGAAAUGAAUGGUCUUCGUUCUAGAAUGAUGGCACAUUAUGGAGUAAAUGUGAAUCAAAUGGGAGGAGAACAACAACAACAACCAACCUCAAGUAGUGGUGAAGGGGGAAGAUUAACGUUAAGGCAAGAAUCGAGAGCAACAGUAGCAAUGCUUGCCCCAGCCGUUCAUAUAAUGCACCAAGUAUGGAGAGGAAUGGCUUGGGUUGCUGAGGGGAUGGAUGAUGAGGAAGAUUUAACAAAAAGUUAUGAUCAGAUUGAACAAGGAACCUCCCAUUCCAUAAGUCAAGAAUGUACGGAUUCUUCUCAAAAAAGGCUUUCAACAAUUGCAGAAUCAAGCAGUGGGGGUGUAAUCGAACAAAAUCCAGAGGAAAGUGGGGAAUUUGGUUCUGGGAAAGAUGUUAUUGUUUAAAUA